AUGGGUAAAGGAACUUUGGAGCGUAAGCUUCAAUUCGAAAAGAAGAAUCAAAAUAUCACCAAAUUGCCCAAAUAUGCCAAGGUUGAAAAAAGACCAAUCCCCCAUGCGGCCGUGGCCUCUCCGUACGCCGGCGCCUCAGUGCCCAAAAUCGUCUACGUCUCCAGCAAGACACCGUUUAUGAGCGCCGUGAAGCGUGUUCAGAAAUUACUGCGCCAAGCGGAAAAGCGCGCCACGGCCAAUGUGAGUCUCGGCGACGGGCGCAAGUCGGAGCAGCAGAAACUUGCCGAGUUGGCAAAAGUUGCCGAAAAGCGGGAGGAGGUCUUUGUCAAGGCUACAGGUCGUGCGAUUGAGAAGGCGCUCAAUGUAGGGAAGUGGUUUGAAGAGAAAGAUGCUGAAUAUGCGGUUCGGACGAAGACGGGGAGUGUCUUGGUGGUUGAUGAUAUUGUGGAAGAUGAGGAGAUGAAGGGGAGGGAGAUUCAAAAGGGUCGGCGGGAGAGGGAGUUGCAGGAUGCGCAAGAGUCGGAGGUGUCGGGUCAGAUUGCUGAUCCAGCGGAGUCGAAGCCUUCGGUACAGUCCGUCAAGAAGCAAAAGGGUAAACGGACGGCUUCGGCUGUCUCUGAAGAUGAGGAUCUUCCCGAGAGUCGGACCCGGUGGAUCAAAAUGGUCGAGGUGGCCGUCAGUCUCAAGUGA
Molecule: messenger RNA, 690 nt
Organism: Penicillium oxalicum
Lineage: Eukaryota; Fungi; Ascomycota; Eurotiomycetes; Eurotiales; Aspergillaceae
Product: ribonuclease P subunit p20 family protein
Exons: 2
Coding region: 1-690 (229 amino acids)
Biological process (GO): tRNA 5'-leader removal; rRNA processing; nuclear-transcribed mRNA catabolic process, RNase MRP-dependent
Cellular component (GO): ribonuclease MRP complex; nucleolar ribonuclease P complex
Molecular function (GO): RNA binding
Source: RefSeq, a predicted model, not a curated record